Molecule: messenger RNA, 633 nt
Organism: Bathycoccus prasinos
Lineage: Eukaryota; Viridiplantae; Chlorophyta; Mamiellophyceae; Mamiellales; Bathycoccaceae
Product: At4g00030-like protein
Exons: 1
Coding region: 1-633 (210 amino acids)
Source: RefSeq, a predicted model, not a curated record
AUGUCAUCUCAAACGCGCCUCGAAAAGUGUUGUUGUUCUCGUUGCACUUCGAGAGAAACCACCUUUUCUCGUCGUCGCGGCAAAAAAGUGGCUUUUGUUUCGCGUUCGUCGUCGUCGUCGUCGUCGUCUUCCUCGUCCGGAACUUUGGACGAACUGAUUUCCAUCGCGUCGAGCGAUGACCGCGGAAUAGGCUCGACGCGACGCCGGGAGAUUGAAUCCAUCAUCGACAGACUCCUUCUCGAAGAAGAAGAAGAGAAAAACACGAAGAACAACGAUUUUAGUGUGUCCGCGCGAUGGAAGCUUCUCUGGACGAGCGAACGGGAGACUUUGUUUUUGUUGGAAACGUUUCAAAACUCGCUCGCGUAUCAAACGAUAGACGAAAAGGCGAAGACGCUGCGAAACGCGGUGGAAUUUUCGGGUGGGAACGCGUUCGUAGUGGAGAGCGAGAUUGAAAUUUUGGACGAGAGGAAGGUGAAUUUUACGUUUCUUUCGGCUGGGUUGAAGUUUUCGAACGGGUUUACGCUCCCGGUGCCGCCGGUGGGGAAAGGGUGGUUCGAGAAUAUAUACGUCGGCGAGAGAUAUCGCGUGGCGAGGGAUUCGAGAGGCGAUACUUUGAUCGUCGAGCGGUGUUGA